Molecule: messenger RNA, 1834 nt
Organism: Harpia harpyja (harpy eagle)
Lineage: Eukaryota; Metazoa; Chordata; Aves; Accipitriformes; Accipitridae
Gene: MORF4L1
Product: mortality factor 4 like 1
Exons: 14
Coding region: 103-1203 (366 amino acids)
Biological process (GO): chromatin organization; regulation of DNA-templated transcription
Cellular component (GO): nucleus; NuA4 histone acetyltransferase complex
Source: RefSeq, a predicted model, not a curated record
GCCUGCGCGGCGCGGAGGGCGCUGGGGCCGGCCGCGCAUGAUGCGGCGGAGGUGGUGAGGCCCCCGCGGGGAGGGGGCGGGAGGAGAGAGAGUCACUUAUAAAUGGCGCCCAAGCAGGACCCCAAGCCCAAAUUCCAGGAGGGUGAGCGAGUGCUUUGUUUUCAUGGACCUCUCCUUUAUGAAGCAAAGUGUGUAAAGGUUGCCAUAAAGGACAAGCAAGUGAAAUACUUUAUCCAUUACAGUGGUUGGAAUAAAAAAUUCUUCAAAUAUUCAUGCCAUCUUGGUUUCCUUCACAGACAGAAAUCAGAGCUCUUCUUCUUACACUGGGAUGAAUGGGUUCCAGAAAGCAGAGUGCUCAAAUACGUGGAUACCAAUUUGCAGAAACAAAAAGAACUUCAAAAGGCCAAUCAGGAACAAUAUGCAGAGGGGAAGAUGAGAGGUGCUGCUCCAGGCAAGAAGACUUCUGGUCUGCAGCAGAAAAAUGUUGAAGUAUUUUUCAGACGAGAUGGAGCGCAUACUGUUUGCUGUUUGGAGACCCCUACAAUAUCGACGCGGAAAACAAAAAAGAACAAACAGAAAACUCCAGGAAUUGGAGAAGGGAGCAGUACCAGUGAGACUCCUCAGCCUCCUAGGAAGAAGAGGGCUCGAGUAGAUCCAACAGUUGAAAGUGAAGAAACAUUUAUGAACAGAGUUGAAGUAAAGGUGAAAAUCCCAGAAGAGCUGAAACCAUGGCUGGUAGAUGACUGGGACUUGAUCACCAGGCAAAAGCAGCUCUUUUAUCUUCCGGCCAAGAAGAACGUUGACUCCAUUUUAGAGGAUUAUGCAAACUACAAAAAAUCACGAGGAAAUACUGAUAACAAGGAGUACGCAGUCAAUGAAGUUGUGGCUGGAAUUAAAGAAUACUUCAAUGUCAUGCUGGGAACUCAACUGCUGUACAAGUUUGAGAGGCCCCAAUAUGCCGAAAUUUUAGCAGAUCACCCAGAUGCUCCAAUGUCUCAGGUCUAUGGUGCUCCACACCUACUGAGGUUAUUUGUACGAAUUGGAGCUAUGCUUGCUUACACUCCUCUUGAUGAGAAGAGCCUGGCUUUGCUGUUAAACUAUUUGCAUGACUUCUUAAAGUAUUUAGCAAAGAAUUCCUCUGCAUUGUUUAGCGCCAGUGACUAUGAAGUAGCCCCUCCUGAGUAUCAUCGGAAAGCAGUAUAAUACUGUGCUGCUUGACAGUGAAGUGAUAAUUGGAUCCUUGUAAUACUGUCCACUUCUACAUCUUGUUCUUCACCUUUCUAUUGCACAUGUCUCUAUUGCACAAAUUAUGUAAACAUAAAGUGAAUAAAGUUGUGUGUUUAAAAUGGAACUGGCAUUUGUAAGUUCUGAAGAUUUCUUGUCCUGAAAUGGAAGCUUGGAGUUUAAUGGGAACUCUUUGGUGUUUCUGGCUUGCUACUGUUGUUUGCAUCAAUGGAAUGUAAAAAAUGCAUUAUGAUAUUUCAUUGUACGAACUCUUCAGUGCUUGUAGGUCUGUUUUGACAUUAAGAUUUGCUUCACUAACCUGCUUUAUUGUGUAGUAAUGACAAAUGCAGACUCUCAGACCCAUGGGGCUUGUGAUCAUCUAGUGUUGGUGCUAUUGAUUUGUCUGACUUUCAAACCCAUUUACUUUCUUGGUGUUGGAAGUAAAAUGUUUGGUCCAUAAAUGUAUGCUUUUAUUUAGGUGGUUGAAGGACUGUGACUUUUUUAUAUUCUAACAAUAGGAAAAUGCUUUAUCAUAUCGUAGUGUCUUGGAAAUGUUGGUCUUUCAAAGAGCUGUUUUACAAAUCUUCAAAUAAACUUUUUUAAUUUCAAA